This is a messenger RNA of Pyricularia pennisetigena, 1917 nucleotides long. RefSeq lists its product as uncharacterized. Bases 1 to 1917 code for a protein of 638 amino acids. Gene Ontology annotation, cellular component: membrane. The record is from RefSeq and is a predicted model, not a curated record. Gene Ontology annotation, molecular function: amino acid transmembrane transporter activity. NCBI's taxonomy places the organism in Eukaryota, Fungi, Ascomycota, Sordariomycetes, Magnaporthales, Pyriculariaceae. Gene Ontology annotation, biological process: amino acid transmembrane transport. The transcript has 3 exons.
AUGCCCUCGGAGGGGGACAUCGAGAUGCACAGUCUCGCCGCCAAGGAGGACAUAAUGCUGGCCCAGCAGGGCAGCAGCAGCAACCACAGCAUGCGCCGCGAGCCCAUAUACGACGACAACACGCGCGGCCCCAGCGCCCUCCGCCGCUGGGCCGACAGCUUUCGACGCGACCCGGGCAUUCGCAUCACACCAAAGGAGGUUCCGCUGUACCUCGACCGCGACCAAGUCCAUCAUCACCACCACCACCACCACCACCACCAUGAACAGUACCACCACCCGCCGCCACUACCGCCCCAGGUGCCCAUGCGCGAACACGAUGGAGAGCGAUAUUACGACCUGCGCAGCGCCACCUUGGCCACCGUCAAUACCGGCCUGUCACGCGAGCUCAAGGGGCGCCACCUGCAGAUGAUAGCCAUAGGCGGCUCAAUAGGCACUGGUCUGUUUGUCGCCUCUGGCAAGGCCCUCAGUACUGGAGGCCCGGCAUCGGUCUUGUUGGCCUAUUGCAUCAUCGGCGUCAUGCUGUACUGCACCGUACACGCCCUAGGCGAGCUGGCCGUCGUGUUCCCCGUUGCCGGUUCGUUCUCGGCAUUUUCGACUCGCUUCCUUGAUCCCUCCUGGGGUUUUGCAAUGGGAUGGAACUACGCCCUGCAGUGGCUUGUCGUUCUACCCCUCGAAAUAAUAGCAGCGUCCAUGACUAUACAAUACUGGGAUCCAAGCGUGAAAAGGGCCGUCUUUGUAGCAAUAUUUCUGUUGGUCAUAUUGGUCAUCAACUUGUUCGGCGUCAAGGGCUAUGGUGAAGCCGAGUUCAUUUUUGCCAUAGUCAAGGUGACGGCCGUUAUCGGCUUUAUACUGCUGGGCAUCGUCAUCAAUGUCGGCGGCACAACAACGGACGGGUAUAUCGGGACCAAGUAUUGGCACAACCCGGGCGCAUUCAACAAUGGUUUCAAAGGGCUCUGCUCCGUCUUUGUCCAGGCCGCCUUUGCCUUUGCCGGCACGGAGCUCGUCGGCCUCGCCGCCGCCGAGACGGCAAACCCGCGAAAAUCCCUCCCGACGGCCAUCAAGCAGGUGUUUUGGCGCAUCACGCUCUUCUACAUCGUGGCCCUGACCAUCGUCGGCUUCCUGGUGCCGUACGACUCGAAGCGACUCCUGGCCAGGAACAUCGCCGACGCCGCCGCGUCGCCCUUUGUCAUUGCCAUCGAGAGCGCCGGCAUCGAGGUGCUCCCCUCGGUCAUGAACAGCGUCAUCCUCAUCGCGGUCCUCAGCGUCGGCAACAGCGCCGUGUUCGGGUCCAGCCGCACCCUCGCCGCCCUCGCCGACCAGGGCCAGGCCCCGCGCGUCCUUGCCUACGUCGACCGCCGCGGCCGCCCCCUCGUCGCCAUCCUGCUCAGCAUGUCCAUCGGCCUGCUCGCCUUCGUCGCCGACUCGGACAUACAGCAGGAGCUGCUCGACUGGCUCCUCGCCAUCUCGGCCCUCAGCUCCAUCUUCACGUGGGGCAGCAUCUGCCUGUCGCACAUACGCUUCCGCCGCGCCUGGAGCAAAAAGGGCCGCUCGCUCGGCGACCUGGCCUUUCGCGCCCAGCCGGGUCUGGCCGGCUCCUGGAUCGGCUUCCUGCUGAACGCCAUCUUCCUCGUCGCCCAGUUCUGGGUCGGCGGCUGGCCGCUCCCGCCCGUCACCGGCGAGGAGCAGACGCCGCUCUCCAUCGCCGGCGAGUUCUUCCUGCAGUGCAUGGCCAUCCCCAUCGUCCUCAUCAUGUGGCUCGGCCACAAGCUCUACUACCGCACCAGCUUCGUCCGCGCAGACGACAUGGACAUCGACACGGGUCGUCGCGACUUCAACCUCCCCAUCCUCAUGGCCCAGGAGUACGAGGAGAAGCGCAACUGGCCACGCUGGAAGCGUCUGUACAGGUUUUUUUGCUAA